Acipenser ruthenus (sterlet) is the source of this 2076-nucleotide messenger RNA. Its product is annotated as glycophorin-C. Gene Ontology annotation, cellular component: cortical cytoskeleton; membrane. Lineage: Eukaryota; Metazoa; Chordata; Actinopteri; Acipenseriformes; Acipenseridae. The record is from RefSeq and is a predicted model, not a curated record. The transcript has 4 exons. Bases 383 to 658 code for a protein of 91 amino acids.
AUCCAGAGGAUAAGCUGAAAGUUCACAGGGAACCAAAACGGUGCUACCCACCCCAAUAAACAGCACACAGUUCUAGCACAUAGCAAGGCUGUCACCUGAAUGAAGAGUUGUACAGAGCACUACUCUACUUUAAAUCCCUCCUUUUAAAGUUCAAAAGGGAUUGUAUUUGUGGAAAGCAGGCUUUUGAUUAGCUCUGGAAAACUUGAGCGUGAGACUGCACCACAGAAUAUCCUGACUACAAGACUUUCCCCUCCAGGGGUAUCAAAGCCUUCCUUUUCUCCCCCCCAAAGCAGCUGUCCCAUUCAAUCUCCCUUUCCGUGGCCGAGGAGCUCCAUUAGACACCAGAUAUACUAGGAAUACAGGGACCCUGUCAAACUGCAAUAUGGCUGAAAAUGAUAAUACAACUAUGACCCCUGGUGUUGGAGAGAAUGAAGAUGGAACAGAUGCAGCAAUCAUUGGAGGUGUCAUCGGUGCUGUAGUGUUGGUCCUGAUUUGUCUGCUGGUGGUGAUUAUGCGAUACCUGUACCAACACAAGGGCACCUACCACACCAACGAGGCCAAAGGCACCGAAUUCGCAGAGAACGCAGACGCAGCCCUGAAGUGUGAUCCCUCCCUUCAAGAGGCUGUGGACGAGAGCAAGAAGGAAUACUUCAUUUGAGAAGAAUCACAAGCACUCUCUUCCCAUUCUGUGUUUCUGGAACCGUAUAACAAAACACGUAGAGAAAAACAUGCUUUCCUAUCACCUCCCCUUCAAGGGUGGUUAGACAAGCUGUUAUUUAGAAUUAAAGAGCUGGAAUUAAAGAUACCCCAACGGUAUUCAGCAUUCUACAGUUCUCAAAGAUCACAUCUCUCAAUCCUUGUUGAGAAUUCCAGCAAUUGCCAUCUUCCGAGAUGGUAGCUGUGCUGGCUCACUUAAUAUCAAUUUUUAUAACUGCAUGUGUUUUUUUUGUAUUUUAAUUUUUUUUUAUUUUACUAUUAACAAGGUCUACCCUCAUUUGGUUAACCAUUGGCAGUCUUCUUGGUAUACGGCACCUGCCAAACCAUGUUCAAGCCAAUUUCAGUUUUACAGCACGAUCGUAUUUUAGAACCAGUGGUUUUAGGUUUUAUAUACCAGUUGCAUAUUCAGUAAAAAAAAAAAAAAAUAAUAAUAAUAAACACAUUCAUGUUUAUGCUAAAUCACCAACUCUUAGUAGUCUCUCAGGCUCACAAACAUUUGCUGGAAUUUUCAGAAUGGACACACAGCCAUCAUUGGGUUCAAUAUGCAAGUGUUUUAUGGUCAAAACAUAAUUAUUUCCUGUUAUCAGUUUUUAAGGGUUUAAAAGAUGGAAAUAAGCCAAAUACACCCAAAUCUAUUGUUUAAACAGUUUUUUAUAGAAGUGUCAAAUAUAUAUGGGGUUUUCAAAUGCUUGUAGCUGAGAAAAGUCUAGGUUCUUGUUCAAUAUUUAAGAAAAUUAUUUUGUAUUUUAAUGUGAUUUCAAGGUUUGUAUUAACCAAUUCUUUAACAUAACAACAUUGCUACGAGUCCCUAAUUGCUUUAGGUAUUUAUUUCCUGUGUUACAGGUAAUAUGACCCCGCCAGAGAGAUCAGAUGUGCUUUAUUACCUGUAACACCCAUAUAUAUAUGUAUCAUGUUUCAACCGUGCUACACCAUGUUUGGUAUAUGGCACGACAGUCAAUUGUUCAGCUCAUACAUAUUUUCAUUGUCAGACAAGGGGGUUUCAGAACACUGCAAUGCACAGUCAUUGUUAUACUAUGAGUGUCCAAGAAACUGUCAUGGUUUGCAAUACUACCAUAGUUUACCAGGGAAUACUUACAAAAACAUCAGCAGCAAAUCAAUAAGGAACUUGUGAGAAUGUUAGUCGAAUUAAAGAUAAGGAUAUAUGUAAAACUUUGGUAGUUACAAAUGUAAGCAGUAUAGCUAUAACAUAUCACCUAACGUAUCAGGGCUUGUUGGCUUUUAAAGGCAGAGAAAAGACAUUUCAAACAAUCUUUUGGCUUGUUGUUAAAACAAAUAAACACUGUUAAGAAGCCAGGUUUAUGUUCUAUGUGUCUAUUAAACAUGUUUUGUUUUCCAGUC